ACAUCGACAUUUUUUUCAAACCUCAACGUCACCUCCAUCAUUAACAGCCACCACCCAACCUCUACUAGCAUUGAAUCCUUCAGCUACUCUCAAGCUUUGUCUCAAAAGAUUCAAUACAGUAUUACCAGUAUUUGUAUCUGGUUCUGGUGUCGAGCUAGCAACCAACCCCCUCGUAUCAGCGGCCGCUGUCUCCCUUCUAUUGAGCCACUCUACCCCGCUCAUAAUUGUACAAGUUGGACCACCUCCAUCGCCAACCAAACGAUUUGUGUAAGGAAAGACCACUGUAGCAACCUCGUCUUUAUGUGUGAGGAAAAACAGUACCAGUCAUGA
Molecule: messenger RNA, 330 nt
Organism: Botrytis fragariae
Lineage: Eukaryota; Fungi; Ascomycota; Leotiomycetes; Helotiales; Sclerotiniaceae
Exons: 2
Source: RefSeq, a predicted model, not a curated record